UGUAACGUAUAAUAUCUUCUUGAGCUUUAUCAAUUUGCUUUAUUCUGUUUUUGCAGUAAUUUAACUUUAACUUUAACUGAAUGCAAUUAUAUUUGAAGGCGUCGAUGUCUGUUAGAGGAUUUUACUGGUGCAGUACCCGCUUAACGUAACGUGCUGCGAAACGAAACAGAAAGUGCAUGGCGGUUUUAAGAAAGUGCAAUGACUGUCCUAAGGACGCCAAUAAACAUUAUGGUUUGGAUUUCGGGGGCUUUUAUUAUUGCGAUUUUAUGCUUAGGUGUAAAUGGAUCUGUUGAUGUUCAGUGGCUUCCUUGUCAGUUUGUGGAUGAGAAAGUGCACGUGAAUGAGGAGGGCCACAUUGAGACUCAGUUUAUCUACAGAAAGGCGGUGAUUCAGUUUGGUAAUGUUGGUGACAGCCCUUUAUACCCCACUAUAACCUUUCUUGUUACUGCUUCUAAAGUAGAUAUGAGGCGUUAUGUGGAGGGAGGCGAUGACACAUUAAACUGUGAGAUCCGUAGAUACAGCACAGUAGAUAAAGGGCAUGUAAAGCGGUGGCCUACUAUGGGAGCACAAGAGUAUGAUGUCUGGUUCAGCUGUACUUUACGUCAUACUAAAGGCGAGUUCAUCAUCACCACUUUCCUCAGACACACACCUUCUGAUCCUGCAAAAGGAAAGGUGGACUAUCUACAAUGGUUAACAGUUAAUGAUAAGGAUCUUCUUCUAACAUCAGCUGUGAUGGUUGUCCUGACACGGACCCCUUCUGUAGAAGUGGGUUUUCUGAAGGAACCGACUCUAGACUGUCAGUUUGCAGUGGAUCACAAGAAUGCCAAUGUAACAGUGGACUGGAAACUUCAGAGAAGCCACGGGAAGCGCAGCCGGCUGUUUAGCUACACCAGCCGAACAGGGACAUCUGAGGGUACAGGAGUGUCCAUCAAAGACAUCGGUGGUGGAAACGCCUCCUUUAAACUUCUACCCACCAGAAAAAAUUCAGAGGGCACUUACAUCUGCUCCAUUCUCGUCCCUCCUCUUCAUGGCAGCCAUAAUAUACCUCUUCAUCUAAGAGAACAACCCCGUGUGUUUUUGAAUGUGGGCUCUACGUUGUCUCUGACAGUUGGUGAGGGGCAUAAGGUUACGUGUGAUGCAGAAGGAUACUAUCCAAUGGAUGUGAACAUUGAAUGGUUACGAGAACCAGUCAGUGACAGCCCCUCACCUGUGUUCCUGAAAAAUGUUUGGCACUCCAGUCAUCGGUUUCACCACAAUGGCACAUACUCGCUCUCAGCCUUUCUUCAAUUACAGCCUGGCCUGGAGGACUCAGGAUAUAAGUACACUUGCGAAGUAUCCCAUACGUCUUUGCUUGUUCCCAUUCGAAAAAGCUUCAUCCUCUCAGUCACAGAACCUGACUUGACUAUGUGGUAUAUCGAAAUCAUUGGACUUAAUGGUGUCAUUUUAGGAAUUGUGUUUAAGCUGCUGUGUCACUUCAUUCCUUCUCGAAAAGCUUCCUAUAGGAGGUUCUGAGGGCACAUGCCUGAAGAUUUCAAGUACAACGCCAUGGAAACCGAGAGCACCUCCUCUUCUCUCUCACUGCUUGUGUUAUAAUAUCAUGUCAAAUCUUAUGGUUUGUGAUGUUUACAAUAGCCUGUUUAAACUUUAACUAUUUUUAUAGGCUCCCAUGACAGAAAUAAGACCUUUCUGUGUGUAAAUUUAGAAGAUUUACUGCUUUGAAAAAUGCACUUUACAUUAAAUUUAUUUAAGAAAUAUGCAUUUGUUUUUAAACACGAAUGAGAUACAAACUAUAAAUCGUGAAUGUCCAUGCUAAUUCAUGCAAGAUAAAAACUUUUUGUGUGGUUAACAAAAUUUACUUAAUAAAAAGAAAACUCUGUAACACUUUACAAUAAGGUUGCAUUUAACAAUACUUCAAUGUGUUACCUAACAUGAACUGUCAAUAAACAUUACUUUUAUGGCAUUUCAUGGAAAUUUUAGCAUUUACUUGUAUAUUAAUAAAAUCAAACAUUUCAACUGUUAACAUUAGUUAAUGCACCAUGAACUAACAUGAAUAACUGUAUUGACAUUAACUACUAUUGACAAGAAGGAAUAAAGGCAAAAAAACCAGCAUUGCUCAUUGUUUGUUCAUGUUAGUUAAUGCAUUUACUAAUGUUUACUACCUUAUCGUAAAGUUUUACCGAAAAUUUGUAUCAUUUACAAAUCCAAAAACUGCAUCAUAUUUUUGAAGGAACAUCAUGUUUAAAAUUUUAUUUUAUUAUUUAUAUGUUGAGCAAUAAAAUAUGUGUGUUUAAAACACUUUUACACUCUCAGGAUCGUUCUGUCCUUUUGCUGUUUUAAUUUAUUUUUACACUGUUUAUUGUAUUGAUGCUGUGAGCUUUUUUUGUGUGUGUUUCAUGUGACAGGGUCAUGGCAGCCCUCAAUAAAUUGUGUGUGAUGUCCUGUGACAGAUCAUUGUGUGUAUGUGUCACGUUUGACACCGUCAUGGGUCCUGUCUUGGUUUGCCUUGUUUUAUGUAAUCAUUUAUAUUCUUGCCUUGUUUACCCCCUCGAGGGUGUUUCUGUUAUAUAAUAAAAGUUUUUUGGUUGA
This is a messenger RNA of Paramisgurnus dabryanus, 2586 nucleotides long. RefSeq names its product tapasin-related protein-like. The record is from RefSeq and is a predicted model, not a curated record. Lineage: Eukaryota; Metazoa; Chordata; Actinopteri; Cypriniformes; Cobitidae.